GGAAGUCGGGAGGUUCGAUGGUCCGAAGACGCCAGCUUGUGACGGGGAGGGGGAGAAGGAAGGCUUCCGUAAAGGGUGCCUUUCGGUCCUUUCGCUCCCGGGGACCCUCGGAAAAAGCCCACCAUACCGAUCCCACGGCUAGCCCCUCCCCCAGGCUCUCUCCGCUCGAUUUCGCACCGUUAUGUGGGAAGCGAAUCCGUGAAAUGGCCAAUCGGGGUGAACAGUGCUGGAAGAAGAAAGCAGAAGUGUGGAAUAGCUAACGGGACAGUGGAUUUUACAUUUUAAGUCAUCCUCUUUAUUAUCUGGUCAAGACAGAUAAGGCUUUCCAGAAGAUGUUUCAUAAGACAGAGGAAUUCUUUCCCAAGAAGACAGACAGUGAUGUGGAUGACAUGGACACAUCGGACACACAGUGGGGCUGGUUCUAUCUGGCGGAAUGCGGGAAGUGGCACAUGUUUCAGCCGGAUACCAACAUUCAAUGUUCAGUUAGCAGUGAAGAUAUCGAAAAAAGCUUCAAAACAAACCCUUGUGGCUCCAUUUCCUUUACUACUUCCAAAUUCAGCUACAAGAUAGACUUUGCAGAAAUGAAGCAGAUGAAUCUCGUCACUGGAAAGCAGCGCCUGAUAAAAAGGGCUCCUUUCUCCAUCAGUGCCUUCAGUUACAUCUGUGAAAACGAGGCCAUCCCCAUGCCAACACACUGGGAGAAUGUGAAUCCUGACGUUCCCUACCAGCUGGUUUCCCUGCAGAGCCAAACGCAUGAGUAUAAUGAGGUUGCAAGUCUUUUUGGGAAAACCAUGGAUCGGAACCGAAUUAAAAGGAUUCAAAGGAUUCAAAACUUAGACUUAUGGGAGUUCUUUUGCAGGAAAAAGGCUCAGCUCAAGAAAAAGAGAGGUGUCCCUCAAAUCAAUGAGCAAAUGCUGUUUCAUGGCACCAGCAGUGAAUUUGUGGAAGCAAUUUGCAUUCACAACUUUGACUGGAGAAUCAAUGGUGUACACGGUGCUGUCUUUGGAAAAGGAACCUAUUUCGCUAGAGAUGCUGCAUACUCCAGUCGUUUCUGCAAAGACGACAUCAAGCACGGGAACACAUUCCAGAUUCAUGGGGUCAGCUUGCAGCAGCGACAUCUGUUCAGAACCUAUAAAUCCAUGUUUCUUGCUCGAGUGCUAAUUGGUGAUUACAUAAACGGAGACUCGAAAUACAUGAGACCUCCUUCCAAAGACGGGAGCUAUGUGAAUUUGUAUGACAGCUGUGUGGAUGACACCUGGAACCCAAAGAUCUUUGUGGUUUUUGAUGCCAACCAGAUCUACCCUGAGUACCUGAUAGACUUCCACUGACCCUGCCUCCCAGGCUCAGUGGUCAAAGCUUUGCUCUCUCAUUGCAGGAGGAUUUGGCCCCCUGUCUUCUAGCCGCUAAUAUAAAUAUUGGAUACUUUUGAAACAGAUACAGAAAAGAAUGCGGCCUCGGUAUAUAAAGAAGUACUGGCUGUCAGGUUGGUUAUAUGUUGUUCUGUUUCUGUCUGUUCCGGUUUUGUUAAAGACCGAUGCUAUUGCCAUCUUAACAUACAGGAGAGAGAGACACUUCUCAAAACAGAAUAGGCUGAAUCUCAUUACCAUGGCCAGGCAGUCUUCAAAGUUCACAUGCAUGUGACCGGGUCAAAUGAUUUUAGUUUUGUACCCUAUUAGGAGAACUGGCCCUUUAUAAAUUGAAUUUUGGCAUUAUUAUCUAUCAAUGAGCAUGUGACUUUGUUGGUCUUCUGAAGGGGGCAUUUAAAACCCUGGAACAGCCCCUGGUGCUCAGUGGAGCAAGAAACAAGGACGUUAUCUGCUAUGCUAGGAGACAAGCUAGCAGAAGAGAGACCAGGACAGAGCCUGCUUCCCACUGCUGUGGGAAGAUGGUCUGUAGCCCCAGAGCAGUGCACACCAUUCUCACUCACCUCCCACAGGUGAGCUGACCUUGCUGCUGAGGGUCACUAGCUCACAGCCUGGCCCACAGCAGUCUCUGGUCCCUGCCCCAAGUUAUUUAUUUCCUUUGUUUUCCAAGCCCUGCAGUUAUCACUUCUAAAGGUUUUAUUGGUCCUUCCCACAACCCAAGACACACAUAGCCGUUCCAUGGUGAUUCCUAAGAUCCACACAUGUUAGUAGUUGGUGUCUCUUGAAUGAUUGUGGAGAACAUGAGAUGCUGGGAAGAAGUCUGAUUUCUUCUUUAGACUAGUGAUGGACAACUUCCAACCCCUGAGCAGCUAUGUACAACUUAGAGUUGUGUCCAUGGCUUUGUGUACCUGUCUGCUUGCCUGCUGUUCUGUCCUGAAGAUGAAGUGGUCUGUACCAGCUAACUGCCUGUUGGUGUUCUAGCAGAGACAAGACAGCACUCAGGCGUGAUGAUGUCUAGGUGUUCAAGCCAGGGAGCUGCCUGUAGGAUUGUCUCCUUUUCCCAUGAUUCCUUAUGGGGAAGAUCAUUCCUCCAGCCGUUCACCCAGAACCUUUGCCUAACUCUUCAUAUUGAAUCUUGUCUCUGGUAUCCCAUCCAGCUUUGGGUGCAAGGAAGUGAGCACAGUUUGGCUUCUAGUGCCUGUGCCUGUAUUGUUCUCUUCAGUCACUCAAAUUGGGAAGCAUCUAAAAAUAAUAUAUGUGUGGAACAGGAUUAGGGAUAGUGAUUUUUUUUUUAAGGAUAACAGUUCUUUCAGCUUUGUAAAUCAUCAGGUUUUCCUUGUAGCUGGGAAUGUGUGUAACUGUGCAGUGGGAAGUACAUGAACGGCACUCAGGAAGGCGUACGUGCAGUGCUUUGGCAUACUGUGGCAGUAAUGAUUUCCUGGCUCAAAUGUGUAGACCCACAAUUGGCUUAAGAGAGGAUAGAAAGGACACAUUCCAAAACCAACAGUGGUCCCUGCAAAAGUUCCUGAAGGGCAAAGCAGAUAGGCGGCCUGCCCACUCACAAGAAUCAGUGUUAGAGGCAAUAGGAGUUCGGACUGAACAGUCUCCCUUCUAGUUCUUUUCUUCUAUUUUUGUUUGGUCUUUUUUGUGUGUUUGUUUGUUUGUGUCUGUUUUUCAAGACAGGGCUUCUCUGUGUGGCCCUGGCUGUCUUAGAACUCUCUCUGUAGACCAAACUGGCAUGCAGUGUGUUAAAGUCCCUCUUAUGUGGCUGUCUCCCUCUGCCCAGUUCCAGGCACACUUCUCUUAAUACUUGAAUGGAAUGACUGUUGUAGUGGGGGUUGUUUCCUUUUAGACUUGUGUAUCCGUGUCAAGGUGACUGAGAACACAGGCAGUCUGUGCAAUCACUCUCCCUUGUUGGCUUGCAUGAGGAAGGUGGGGGUGUGUCAUGGUGUCCACCGUAAGAAAGCACUGCCCUGCUGUUGUUGGAACGGACUGCCAGCCCCCCUUCAUAAGGAAGAAGUGAUUUCAGUAUGUGUUUUAAAAUAUAAUAACAUAGACUUCACUCGUGUUAAAGUUUUACUGUUUCGUCUGUUCCAUGUACAGAAGAGCAUCAUUCCCUCUGCUCAUCAAACUGAGUGGGAGGGAGAGUAAAGGGGCCAGUACAGAGUGGUGAGCCUGCCACAAAGCUGGCUGAAUAAACUCCAUUGAGUACAAACUUGUAUUUUCUCUGUGGGGAGUCUAGCCUCGGGGUAAAAAUAAAUGUGUUUAUGGGAAAACAUUUUCCUAAAUCUCUUAUCUCCCACCAGGAAUGUUUGAGAUUAGUGGAUUACUUAUUUCUAGACUGGUGGUGGUGAUGAUGAUGGCAAAUCCUGAUAUUCAAUGUCUGAGUGUAUUGUUUCUACAAUUGUUGAUUAAAGUUUUCUGUAUCAGGUCUUGGCUGCCUGUGUGUG
Arvicanthis niloticus (Nile rat) is the source of this 3814-nucleotide messenger RNA. It is a transcript of the gene Parp11, whose product is annotated as poly(ADP-ribose) polymerase family member 11. Gene Ontology annotation, molecular function: NAD+ poly-ADP-ribosyltransferase activity. The record is from RefSeq and is a predicted model, not a curated record. Gene Ontology annotation, cellular component: nucleus. Lineage: Eukaryota; Metazoa; Chordata; Mammalia; Rodentia; Muridae.